AUGUUGUCCAAGGGACGGUAUUCAAAAGCGGUGGAUAUAUGGGCCGCCGGUUGCAUUUUUUCCGAGUUUUAUGGACGGCGUCCGCUUUUCCUUAGUCGGGAUAGUCUUCAACAGCUCCAUGAAAUUGAAAAGAAACUAGGUACUCCACUGCGAUCGAUUCAGGUGAGAUACAAUUGGCAGGGUUUCAAAGGAAAUUGCUACACGGGAACGGACUUUAAAGUUCUUUUCCCAUUUGCCCACAAUGGAGCCAUUGAGAUUAUGGAUAAAGUUUUGGAAUGGGAUCCAUCAACGAGAUGGACUGUUGAAAGAGUAUUGAAACACCAAUUUUUCAACCCAGUCCGUCACCCUGCUAGCGAGAUCAAGUGUUCAAAGUUGUUCGACUUUACGUUCGAGAACAGUCAUCCUUCGCUACGUCAACUUAAAACCCUUCUCGAGCUGGAAGUAGGUAAUUUCAAUCGUUCUUGA
This is a messenger RNA of Meyerozyma guilliermondii ATCC 6260, 465 nucleotides long. RefSeq names its product mitogen-activated protein kinase (gene CSK1). The transcript has a single exon. Bases 1 to 465 code for a protein of 154 amino acids. Gene Ontology annotation, molecular function: protein serine/threonine kinase activity; ATP binding. Gene Ontology annotation, biological process: intracellular signal transduction; protein phosphorylation. NCBI's taxonomy places the organism in Eukaryota, Fungi, Ascomycota, Pichiomycetes, Serinales, Debaryomycetaceae. Gene Ontology annotation, cellular component: nucleus; cytoplasm. The record is from RefSeq and is a predicted model, not a curated record.